UAUAACUUCCUGCGCUUUAUCCUGGAAAAUGCUACGCACAAUUCCUGCAAGUGUAGCAGGAUAAUGGGCGUGCUUUUCCAGAUCCCGCCCCCGCUUUCCCGCCCAUUCCCGGUGAAAGGUCCCAGCCGCAACGCCGAACAGUACGAUUGCGGCGUCUCAACGCUCACCUGGUCGCAGGUAGUCCGUAAGUGAUAUGUAAUGGUUAAGUGUCAAUUAUUAUUGUUUAUGUUUUUAUUAAGUUGUUAGUGAACCCGUAGUGUUUGUGCGAGUAGGUAUUAGUGACCGUCGAACCAUUGCCGUCGAGAAGGAUUAACGAUGAUCAAAACCGUUGCAGGAAUUCUCCUUUUGAUCUCCUUAGGGACUUGCGUAAAACAUCCAGAACCGUAUUAUGGUAGAAAAAUUGGACCACUACUAGAAUUUGCUCACGGAAUUAAAGGAACGGCUUACGCAGUAGACGAAAGUACGAUAUUUAUUAAGGGCUUUUCCUAUGAUGGGACCGGUCCUGAUGCUUUCUUUUGGAUUGGAAAUUCUCCUAGGCCUAGUCCCGAGGGAAUCAUUAUACCAUAUCCAGAAGACUAUAUCGGACGGGAUCCUCCGGAAUUACGAGCUUACAACAACACCGACAUAAUCCUCAGACUGCCAAUGGGAAAAAGAAUUAGGGACAUCCGAUGGCUCUCCGUCUGGUGUCGGCGGUUCACGGUUGAUUUCGGCGAAGUAUUCAUCCCCCCUAAUCUAGAAGUACCAAAACCCAGAGUCCUCCCCGAAUUCAAGAGACUUGCUCACGGACUACGUUCAGACAAUAUAAGCAUCCUAGACGCCAAAACAUUUUAUAUUCCAAAUUUACACUACGACGGAGCCGGUCCAGACGCGUAUUUCUGGGUUGGAAACGGAUCAGAGCCCAGUCCCUUUGGAAUCAAAGUCCCCAAUGAGAUGGGUUCGUUGGAGCCGCUGAGAGGUUACCAAGGUGAAGACAUAGAAAUUCAACUUCCUGGGUCUCUGACGGUCUACGAUAUUGAUUGGUUGGCCGUUUGGUGUGUGCAGUACAGGCACAACUUUGGACACGUGAUGAUUCCGAAGGAUCUGGACGUUCCUCCGGCUUUGGGCCAAACAAAAAUAUCGACAAGCACAACCCAACGAACAGCAGCACCGACGAACUGUCGAGAGUUUUUAAAUAAACGCAUGCAAGUGCGUUGGGAAAUCAAAGAUGAUCAGGUGGAGAUAACGCUGUCUGGGAAAAUUCGGGAGGACCAGUAUAUGGCCUUUGGAAUAUCGGGAUCGCCUAAUCCGCCUAGAAUGGUGGGUGGGGACGUGGUGGUCGCAUUCUACGACCCAGAGACGUUCGAUUUCCAAGCCGUGGAUUACUACAUGUCGCACACGGCCCAAUGUGACGGCAAGCUGGGCGUCUGCCCUGACGAGAGAAUAGGUGGUCGCAAUGAUGUGACCCUAAUAUCUGGCGAACGCAAGAACGGCGUAACAACUGUCAAAUUUCGCCGGCCACUCAAGACUAAUGAGGCGAAUAAUGACCAGCCAAUACCGGAACACGGGGAGGUCAGUGUCAUAGCGGCCUUUGGGCCGUUAAAUUCCAGAAAGGAGGCGAACGCCCAUUCCAUAACGGACAAAACCACGGAGGACCACAGGAUAGAUUUCAGCAAUUACGACGAUCAUGACUGCACCAUCAGCUUGGACGACCUGGCCGACGAAAAUAGACCCAAGCCAUGGCCCCUGGCGAAAAUAAUAGGAGAAACUACAUUCAACGCAAGAAUCGGUCCAACUGGUGGAAAAAGGGGAUACACCGUAAUAACCGGACACCCAUCUUGGGGAAUUGCUUGGUACCUUAAUGAUAUGCUGAUUCCUGAAAUCACGCUUGAGAGAGGACAAACUUACACCUUUGUAAUUGAAGGUGGACAUGAUAGCGCCAAUCCAGCAAGAUACCACCCAUUCUAUAUAACUGAGUCUAAUGAAGGAGGAUUUGGACAAAAAACAGAAGACGAACAAAGAAAACAGAAAGUAUACGCUGGUGUAGACUAUGACCGCGAAGGGUAUCCUUAUCCAACUGCGGCUGGAAGAUACUGCGAAUGGGCCCAUAAAAGCGUCGAUAAAUCUAUGGAAUCGGAAACGUUCAAAGUAUUCAUGGAAACUUUAAGGCUGGAAUGCGAUCAAGGUGAACCAGCUUAUUUGAAUUGGACCGUUCCAAUGGAGGCACCAGAUUUAUUAUAUUAUCAGUGUUACACGCACAACAACCUUGGCUGGAAAAUACACAUAGUCGAUCCUGGUUACAUAUCACAGCACAAUAGUCAGGGACAACUGAAUGGAUCGCCAGCUACCACUUAUUCAUUUUCAGCAUUAUUAGUGAGCUGUCUGUUGGUUUCAUCAGCAAUAAUAACUCAUACUAGAUGGCAUAUUCUCUAACGUUAUAUCGUAACAAAUUCUAGUUCCACAUGGCACUGACUGAUAUCAGAUGACUUCUGCUCAUUUCAGAGUUUUUCAAUUUAUCAUAUCCGAUAUCAUAUCUGUUGAUAUUCUCGUAACUAAACGAUAUUCUAAAAUAUCUUACAUAUUAAAAACUGCUAUCAUAUUUUCAAAUAGAGCUACACAAUGUUUUAGGUGAACGAAAAUCGAGCAGUUUUAAACAUUAUUUAAUUUAGCCGUAAUAUUUGUAACGAGAUAUUUAAGCAUUUUCGACAAUUUACAUACAUAGAAAUACACAGAAUAUAGAAAAAUAUUAAAUAUUUUUUUUUACGGCGAAAAUCUAUUUUUAAUUGUAGAAGAUGGGUUGUAAUUCAUUUUAAUUAUUAAUAAAUAAUUUUAAAAUUAAUGUUUUACGAUGGUGGAUAAACAUGAUUUAUUUUCUCAGUAUAAGUAUAAAUAUAUUUGCUUGCGUCUAUAACCUGAAAAAGUAAUAUACAAGAAACCAUUAAUUAACUUACCUACAUAAAAUUUACUUAAAUGUUUCAAAUUAAAAUAAAUGAUAACAAUAUCUAAAUUUUAUCUUUGUAAACAGAUACCUAACAACCUGUAUAUAUUUUCUAUCUAUUAAACUAACUAAAAUCAGAGAUUUUAUUAUUUUUCCUCUAUUUUAUUUGACUUUAAACGUUAAUUUUACUGAAAUGUCUCAUUGUGUAGCUCUAUUUAUUAUCUUUGUAGACAUCAAUAUAUAUUAUGCCACCUUUUUAAAUGAAAAUAUCAACUUGGUUUAUUGCAACUAAAUCCAAUUCAUAAAAAAAUACAAAGCUGAAAAGCAUAAAUACUUUUCUAACUUUACUGCAAAACACAAAAAAUAAUAUCUAUAAUUUGCCACUUUAGAAGACUGUAGUAGUCUUUUGAAUUAAAAGCGAAAAGGUGUAAAUAAUAUUGAUCUGUGACAUAGUUUAGUCACAUUCACAAUACAAAUGUAUUUGUGUAACUGGAUGCAUAUCCCUUUUUUCAAUUUAAGAUAUAUAAUAAUUAUAUUUAUAUGUAUAGUAAGAUACUUGUAAAAAAAGUAAUUAUUUAUCGUGUAGAAAGUCAGACUAAUGGGUUGUAGGUUGUAGUUUUUUAUUCUAAUACAACAUACCUACAUAAUGUUACCUACUACUUACUGCGGAGUAAGCUAAAUCUAAUAAUACAGUAUACUUCCACUGACAAUUCUUAUGAUUGAUUGUUUUAAAAUCGAGAGUAUCGAGGCACAAUUUUUUUCAUUCACCCAUAAAUCUCAUAUAAAUACAUUUUAAUUAAUAAUUUUUCCCUUUUACAUUUUUAAAUAGAGUUUUUUCUGAUUACCUACAGCGAUAUGGCAUAUGGUAUAGUUUAUUUUUUACUUUUCCUAAAAUUAUUCCAAAAAAUAUUAAAUGUUCUUUGUUCUGCCUUCAACUAUCUUUCAGUUUACAAGCAGCAAGUGAGUCAAAUGUAAAAUUAUGCACCCCGAUUUACUGUUAUCGAAUGUAUUUUAUCUACUAUUUACCAAAAAAAAUACUUUUGGUUUGAUAGUUAAACAAACAAAACCAAAGAACUACUAAAGAAUUUUUUUCAUGCAUAGUGAAUUGUUUCGAAGUUAUGAUUAAAUUCAUUGACUAAAAUCCCUACCUAUUCAAAAAUAAUCAUGUAUGUACAUUUUGAUCUGAGAUUUCUUAAAUUUUUUCUAACAAUCAAACAAUUUUCCAGGUCGCUAUCACAAAUAAAAUUGAGAACUACCAUUUUGUUGUUCAAAGAGGGUAUGAAUCACAAAUUGAUCAAUUAGAUACAAAUAAUUAUUAUCAUUAUUAUUAGAAAAUAUGAAGUAGUUCCCAAUAAACUCCAAACGCUGUUUGUCGCAAACUAUCAUAAAUAAACAUUAUUAACCGUCGCAUUUUAAAAAACCUGAUACAAGUUUGCUUCAAUAUUGUUCGGCGACGUAUAUGGAUUUAUUUUUUUAUUUCAAACUGAGUUUUCAGCAAAACCAGGAGACAGCAACACCCUCUUUUGUUUUUGAGAUACUCUUCGAUUUGGUGUUUCUAUAAUUUUCACUAAGUUUUAUCGAAUAGCAGUAUAAUUAAUUGUAUUCAUUACUACAAUCCUGAAUGUAAUUGUUUAUUUAAUAUGAUAUAUAUGUACACGAGAUAAAAAAACAUUCCAUUCCAAAUUCCAGUUAUACUCAAUAUGCUUACAUUUGACAUCUUAAAACAGUGUUAAUUCUAGAUAGAGCAUGCGGAUUAUGUUAAUAAUAAAUUAAGGUCAUAUCGGAUAGAAUUCGCUAUAACUUUGCAUUGCUUAUAGAUACAGCAGAUCAAUUGUCACAGGUUGCCUUGUUGAAAUAUCUGGAGUUACAAGAACCACAAAUAUUUUUUCCUUUCUGAUUGAUGCACAACUAACAACUUUUUUGUAAGAAAAUUGAUGUAAACAUGUGAUCUCAAAGAACGAAGGCCUAUCAAAUGUGGGCAAAAUCUGCAAUAGGCAUGUUGUUAUCGAGCGGUAGUUAUCUGAUAAAUGUUGGUGAUCAUGCAACAUAUUCCGAGUUUCAAUAAUAAUUGUAGAUAUACCUUCAAGAGCGGUAAUUUUGAUAAAACUAAAUCCUGUUUUAUGAUGACAGCGGAGCAUUUCAACUUAUCCCCUACAUAACUGAACGAUCCAAAGAUCUGCACUGGACAAUACCUUUGACAAUAAAUAUUUUCUCGAAAUAUAUUUUAAUGUUAGUUAAAUAUUUGUACUAUGAACAGAGUGAGACGAUUCGUAAUCUUGUAGUGAAACAAUGUGAAACAAUGAAAAAAUUUAAAAAGAAAGUAGGUAUAACAUAAACACUUUCUCCACAUGGAGGCAGAAUUGGAUGUAAACAUAUAAUCAACAAAUAUAUCUAUAAAUUCACUGUUUUCGAGAUACAAGGUGUCAAAGAUUUCGAAAUUCCAGGUUGUAAUGAGAUAUUUUCAUAAGAUACUUUAAGUUUAAAUAUUUCCAUUAUCACCUGUGGUACUCUAUUUUUAUUGUAAAUUAAAGGAGAGUGCCACAGGGUUUCUACGCCAGUGGUGAUAAUGGAAAUAUUUAAACAUACUGAGUAAUUAUACCCAUUACAACCUAGAAAUAUUGUUAUUUUAUCACGAAGGGUUUCCAUGUAAUUAAAAAUAUAACAAAAAUUUCGAAAUUUUUGAUCUAGAAAACUAGAAAUCUAGAUAUAUUUGAGUAAAUCUUGUUUAUUUUGACUGUACAAGCAUUCCUUGCAUGGAUGCCUGUCAUACCUGAGACACCCUGUAUAUUAACAAAGUUUUGCAUGAUUCUCGAAUAUUUGCAAGGGUAAAUUUAUCUACAAUUUCUCGUAAUUCUUAGGCAGUCGAUAUUACCCCAACGAUUCCAACAUUUUAAAUAAAAAAACAUGUUCUAUUCUCUUCAAAUUUUUCAAAGAAGUUUUUGGUAAAGCAAAGAAAUCCUUAUUCAUUUUACUUGUCUCACUUUGUGCAUAAGAUCUUACAAAAAGAACACAAAUCGAUUCAAUAUAAGAUAUUUAUAUAUGUUCCCUAGUAAAAUUGUUUUAAAAAUCUGAUUUUUAAGUAUAGAGUCUUUUGUGCUUGUAGGUGUACUUUGAAGGACAAAAAUGUUCGCGUUUCUCUAAAAUUACUGUGUAGACCAUUCAUGAGAGAUACUAUGUUUUUUAGUAAAUAACAUCUUUAUACACUUUUACUGGGCUUGUGUACUUUUUAUAUAGUAGUCAAUAAUUAACUAUGCAACUGGAGACAAUAAAAAAACUUAAUUAUUAGUAUAUAUACUUAAUAUAAUAAAUAUAAGAAUGUGUGCACAAAUCAAAUAUGACAAUAAUUUGCAAGUAUUAACUGUAAUAUAUAAAACUAUAAGUAUGUCUUAAGGCUGUUCUUAAAGACAAUAAUUAUUUUAUAAUACCUAUUUAACAUAUUUGUAUACUUUUAAAUUUGUAAUAUGGUGUUAAUAGUUACACGUAAGUAUUUAUAAUAUAUAAAGAUGUUAGUGUUUACUUAAAACUAUUCUAAAAAUUUCAUAUCGAUGCUUUUUAAAUGUUGUUAUC
Messenger RNA from Anoplophora glabripennis (Asian longhorned beetle), 6481 nucleotides. Its product is annotated as protein Skeletor, isoforms B/C. The record is from RefSeq and is a predicted model, not a curated record. NCBI's taxonomy places the organism in Eukaryota, Metazoa, Arthropoda, Insecta, Coleoptera, Cerambycidae. The transcript has 9 exons. Bases 316 to 2409 code for a protein of 697 amino acids.